Messenger RNA from Cuscuta europaea, 2802 nucleotides. The record is from the annotation of a GenBank genome assembly. NCBI's taxonomy places the organism in Eukaryota, Viridiplantae, Streptophyta, Magnoliopsida, Solanales, Convolvulaceae.
CAACUGCAUACAAAACCAAAGAUUUCAUCUACAUCCUGGCCUGCAUUUCUGGAGCUGCAGCUCAGAAUUUACGAGCCAGCCAGCCAGCCAGGGACGGAUAUCAUAACAAUCACACCCAUCGAGAAGCUCAGGGCGGUGGUCUAGUGUAGAAACUAGAAACCCUAUCAGAUCAAUUCAAUCUGCAUGAAUCCGCCGCUGCACUUCUUUCCAGCUUUCAGUCAAACUCACAGCAAUCUCAUCUUCCAUUCAUACCCAUCUCGUUUCUGAUCUUUUGAAGAUAUACAUGUAAAUAAAGCUCAUAUAUAUACACGAUCAUUGAAACUGAAGAAGCAGAACGAAUUCAACGUAGUGGCAGAAUCGCAGACUACAUAUUGAUUAGCUGAAGGAUCAGAGUUUACUGAUCUGAGUAGUAAUACUGUAAUACUAUACAGAUUAUAUUAGUGGGUUUCAUACAGAUAUUUUUAUAUGAUGAGUUCCGCGACGAGGAGCUCGGCGGCGGCCGCGGCGUCUUCGUCGGAGGUGAUGAUGGAGAUAGAGUCGAGCAAGCCGCAGGGGAAUGGGAUUGUGAUUGGGGGGCUGAGUCCUCUGAGCGAGACACUGUGGAAGGAGAAGACGAACACAGAGUUCGUGGGGGACGUUUCCGCCAGGCUGUCAUGGCAGGAUUUAACCGUUAUGGUUACUCUCAACAACGGCGGGACGCAGAAUGUUCUGGAAGGCCUAGUUGGUUAUGCAGAGCCUGGAACCUUCACCGCCCUCAUGGGACCCUCUGGCUCCGGCAAAUCUACUCUCCUCGACGCCCUCGCCGGCCGCCUCGCCGCCAACGCCUUCCUCGCCGGCCGAAUCAUCCUCAACGGCCAUAAAGCCAAGCUUUCCUACGGAACCGCGGCAUAUGUAACGCAAGAUGACAACCUGAUCGGAACUUUGACGGUCCGGGAAACGAUAUGGUACUCCGCCCAACUGCGGCUGCCGGACAGGAUGCCGCGGAGGGAGAAGCGGGCGCUGGUCGAGAGCACAAUCGUAGAAAUGGGGCUUCAGGACUGCGCAGAUACGGUUAUAGGAAACUGGCACUUGCGCGGAGUCAGCGGCGGAGAGAAGAGGAGAGUUAGUAUCGCCGUCGAGAUCUUAAUGCGCCCUAGAUUGCUCUUCCUCGAUGAACCUACCAGCGGCCUUGACAGUGCAUCGGCCUUCUUCGUCACACAGACGCUGAGAAGUCUAUCCAGAGAUGGAAGAACAGUAAUAGCUUCAAUACAUCAACCGAGCAGUGAAGUGUUUGAGCUUUUUGACAGAUUGUAUCUGCUCUCUAGCGGCAAAACCGUCUACUUUGGUCGGGCCUCAGAAGCAUACGAGUUCUUCUCACAAGCAGGAUUUCCUUGCCCUGCUCUAAGAAAUCCAUCAGAUCAUUUCCUGCGUUGUAUAAAUUCUGAUUUUGAUAAAGUCAAAGCUACCUUAAAAGGCUCAAUGAAACUUCGGUUUGAGACCAAAGAUGACCCUCUCGAGAAGAUUACCACGGCAGAAGCCAUUAGGAGACUUGUUGAUUUUUACCAUACGUCUCAUUAUUACCAUGAAGCUAAUCUCAGAGUCCAGGAAAUGUCUAAAGUGAGAGGAACAGUUCUGGAUUCAGGAGGUAGCCAAGCUAGCUUUUUUAUGCAGGCAUUUACCCUAACCAAACGUUCCUUUCUUAAUAUGUCAAGAGAUUUUGGUUAUUACUGGUUGAGGCUUGUUAUCUACCUCGUGGUAACUAUCUGCAUUGGGACCAUAUAUCUCAACGUGGGGACAGGUUACAGUUCCAUCUUGGCUAGGGGUGCUUGCGCGUCAUUUGUGUUUGGUUUCGUCACAUUCAUGUCCAUUGGAGGCUUUCCGUCGUUCGUGGAAGACAUGAAGGUAUUCCAAAGAGAGAGGUUGAAUGGGCACUAUGGGGUGGCGUCAUUCGUGAUAAGCAACACCUUUUCGGCGGCGCCAUUUCUGAUACUCAUAACCUUUCUCUCGGGCACGGUGUGCUAUUUCAUGGUCCGCCUCCACUCUGGUUUCUCGCACUAUGCCUUCUUUGUCCUUUGCCUCUUCGCGAGUGUGACCGUCGUUGAGAGCCUUAUGAUGGCCAUUGCCAGUGUUGUCCCUAAUUUCCUUAUGGGCAUCAUCACUGGUGCUGGAAUUCAGGGGAUCUUUAUGUUAGUCUCCGGCUACUUCAGGCUCCCGAAUGACAUCCCAAAGCCUUUUUGGCGUUACCCCAUGUCCUACAUCAGCUUCCACUUCUGGGCUUUGCAGGGACAAUAUCAAAACGAUUUGAAGGGAUUGGUGUUUGACAACCAAACGCCAGAUCUUCCACAGAUCUCGGGCGAAUUCAUACUGGAAAACAUAUUCCAGAUUGACGUGAACAGAUCAAAGUGGAUAGAUCUGAGCGUGCUAUUCAGCAUGAUCAUCAUGUACCGUCUGAUAUUCUUCCUGGUGAUCAAGAUUAACGAGGAUGUGACGCCAUGGAUAAGAGGGUACAUCGCCAGGAGGAGGAUGAAGAUCAAACAGAAUGGAAACACCAGUACUGGCGCUCCCUUUGCUCUCACGCAGUCCCCUUCUUUGAGGAACUACGUUUCUUCCAAGAAGUAGGAUACUUUUUUUCACAAUACGUAUUCCAAUUAUUCUUAAUUAUUAUUUUAAUAAGUUGAAAAUUAAAUGUUGUUUAGCCUGCCAAUCUUAAUUAUCACAUGCAUACUUGUAAUAUGUAACCGAUUAAUGAUGAGAGAGAUCGAAGGUGUUCUUUUAGCUCUUCGUAUUUGUUAUUGAGUUGAUUUACUUGCUUCGUAUUUAUUA